AAUAAUCUCCCCCCCCCUCUCUCUCUCUCUCUCUCUCUCUCUCUCUCUCUCUCUGUGUUUCGAAAUUACAUACACACAUAUACACAACUUCUAUUAGCAGAUCUAAGAUCCACAAUUUACAGAUCCCGAAUGUCUCUGCUUCGUUCGCUGAUCUGAAGUGUAAAAAUCAUAUAGGUUCACUGUAAUUUAAAAGCAAAUAGUCAUCAUGUCAAGGAGGCAUGCAAAUCCCUCAAGGCGCUUGGCAAUCAAUGGUCCAUUUGGGGGAGUUUUCCAACCCAAAUCACGCGUUUCUCCUCUAUUAUCCCUUGUCCUCGUCGUUGUGGGCUUGGUGUUUGUUAUAGGCCAUUUUCGCGGUGGCUCAGGUACAUUUGGGGGUCGCAAAGAUGCAAUUAGCAAGGUUGAAGGUGACUUUUCUUGCACACUCGAUGUUCAGAGAGCAAUACCUUCUUUAAAGAAAGCAUAUGGUGACAACAUGCGCAAAGUUUUGCAUGUGGGCCCUGAUUCUUGCUUAGUGGUCUCUAAAUUGUUAAGAGAGGAGGAAACUGAAGCAUGGGGUGUAGAACCAUAUGACAUGGAAGAUGCCGAUGGGCACUGCAAAUCUCUUGUACGCAAAGGCAUUGUGCGUGAAGCUGACAUCAAGUUUUCUCUGCCUUACAGAGCAAAGUCAUUUUCUCUGGUUAUUGUAUCAGAUGCACUGGAUUACCUCUCACCAAAGUACCUGAACAAGACUCUUCCGGAUUUGGCAAGAGUGUCUACGGAUGGUCUUAUUAUUUUUACAGGUUAUCCUGGAACACAGAGAGCUAAAGUUGCAGAGUUAUCCAGAUUUGGACGUCCGGCCAAAAUGCGGAGCUCAUCUUGGUGGAUGCGAUUCUUCGUCCAGACCAGCUUAGAAGUGAAUGAAGCCACCACUAAAAAGUUUGAGCAGGCUGCAAUCCAUUCAGGCAAGCUGAGCUGCCAAGUGUUCCACCUCAAUUCAUAUCAUAGAUAGUUCAAUGAUCUCAUUCAUAAUUUUGUACGUUUUUGAAACAUCUAAGUCCAACAGUGUUUUCAGUUUUCAUAUGAAAUGUGCCCUAAACGGGGAUGUUGAUCAUUUCACUGCAUAUUCUGUCCUGCAUUAUAUAGUCAAUAUUUACUAACGAAAAUUGUUGAAAGAA
Camellia sinensis is the source of this 1154-nucleotide messenger RNA. Its product is annotated as putative pectin methylesterase CGR2. NCBI's taxonomy places the organism in Eukaryota, Viridiplantae, Streptophyta, Magnoliopsida, Ericales, Theaceae. Gene Ontology annotation, molecular function: methyltransferase activity. The record is from RefSeq and is a predicted model, not a curated record. Gene Ontology annotation, biological process: pectin metabolic process.